Messenger RNA from Zea mays, 1667 nucleotides. RefSeq names its product EPIDERMAL PATTERNING FACTOR-like protein 6. The record is from RefSeq and is marked validated. Lineage: Eukaryota; Viridiplantae; Streptophyta; Magnoliopsida; Poales; Poaceae. Gene Ontology annotation, biological process: stomatal complex development; guard cell differentiation.
CCCUGCUGCUGCUGGCUGUGUAUCAGUUGCCCCAGAGGCAGGCCGAUGUGAUGCGGCUACAGUGCGUGCGGGGGGAACACCGUCCAGAGGCGAGCAGGCUGCCUCGCUCACGUCCGCUCAUCUGAUCAUCUCGUCGUCGCCAUCCACCCUCCCUCGUGUCGUCUCGAGUCUGUUCGUGCCCGGCCCCCCGGCCGUUUCCGGGUUUCGGAUACGCAUUUGGCUGUUGCCUCUCCGAUCCUUGCUAUAGUAGUAGCUACUUCCUUCUCCAGCCGCUCGAGCACGCGAGCCCUGAUCCACGCUAGCUUGAGAUGAUAGAGCUAGAGCUAGAGCGAGCUAUCUAAUCCACCUACCUCCGAGGCCUAGCGCUUUGCAGCUACCUAGUGGCCGUCUUGUUCCGUCCGGCAGCGCAGGUCGGCCGGGUCGUUGGCUCGUUGCUAGCUAAGCGAAAGCAAGAGAGAGAGGUACGGCGCGGACGGUGGGUGGGAGUUCAGGCGAUUCCGCCGCCGUUGCCCAUGGGGAGGCAGUCGACGAGGUGGUGGAGUGGCGGCUCCGGAUCCGCGCGGACGCUGGGCGUCGGCGUCGCGGUGGUGGUUGCCCUCGUCGUCUCCCUCUGCUUCGCCUUCAUCGGCGGCCGUCGUCUCGCGGGGACACUGGUGGGUGGCGGCACCCCCGCUUCAGAUUCCGGCGGGAGGACCAUGGCAGCGGCAGCAGCCCAUCCCGGCGGUCAGGUGGCGACGACCGAUGAGGAGAUGGUUUACACCGGACGGCGGCGCCUGCUGUCGGGCGGCCCGGGCUCGCAUCCGCCGCGGUGCGCGUCCAAAUGCGGCAGCUGCAACCCAUGCUACCCGGUGCACGUGUCCGUGCCGCCGGGGGUCCUGGUCACCACGGAGUACUACCCGGAGGCGUGGCGGUGCAAGUGCCGGAACCAGCUCUACAUGCCGUGACCGUCGUCACAUGCAGUGAGUGGACGACGCUCGUCCAACUGGAGACGAAGACGACCAAGGGCGGCCCUGCCCGCUGCCCAAGCCCAAUGGCUGCGAGUCGCGACGCCGGGAGCGUACGACCUGACCAGCGCCGCGGGCCCGCCCGUGCGCGCGCGUGGCACUGGCACUGGCACUGGCACCAGCACCGGCACCGCGGCGUGUGCCACUGUGCCUUGGACCGGCGCGUGGCCGACCGGGCAGAGACGGCCUGCGAACCGGCGCUGCCGUGUGCCGUGCCCGCGUGUGUGCAGCGCAGGCGCAGCGCUUGCGUUCCCGCGCCGCGCAUCUAUCGCUGAGCUGAGCGCCCGGCAGUCCGCCGCGGGCCUACCACGAGGGCUCGCACGGGCACGACGGCAGGCAGGGCGCCGUGGUGAUUAAGAAAAAGGCUGCGCCUGCUCUGCCUCGCCGUACUGUUCGCCUUGUUCGUAUACGAUUGGACGUAUGCCUUUGAUUUCUUGGCCACUCAAUGCCAUUUUUUUUCCUCUUUUACUUUUCUCUUCGCGCCUUCUCGAAUUGACCCGUUUUUUUUUUUUGCGUGUUGCCAUUUUCACAGCCGCUACAUGUGUAUAUGAUGUUGCGUAUUCGUACAUUUUGCAUUAGCCAACAACAUGUUUGCUGCCUCAGUCACUGAAAAGAUGCGCGUCCAAGUUUGGAUUGAUUCAGUGUAUAUAGAAUAUUAUUAAU